Molecule: messenger RNA, 1017 nt
Organism: Colletotrichum spaethianum
Lineage: Eukaryota; Fungi; Ascomycota; Sordariomycetes; Glomerellales; Glomerellaceae
Exons: 2
Coding region: 1-1017 (338 amino acids)
Source: RefSeq, a predicted model, not a curated record
AUGAGCAACCCUACCGUCGGGUCCCUUCUGGCUGCCAUUGCAACACUCAUCAGUGAUGGCCUGCGAAUCUUCCAGCUCGCCGAUAAGCGCCAAUGGGGACCUGACGAACACGAACAGCUGCGCCUGCUCGAGGACACCCUCGACGAUGCCAAGAAGGAUUUCCAGGAGCUGUCGGUCCUCGUCAACGGCCAACGCUAUUACAUGAACGAUCGUAAACCCCAUUCAAUCGCCGAGUUACGAGUCAUGCAUUCAAAAUUCGAGCUUCAUGUCGCAAACUUUAAGGACUGGGCGAGGACAGGAGGACCGGUCAACCCGGUAUGGGCACGAGACACGACAGAAUUGCGCCGCGAACUUCACCGUGCACAGUGCCGCGCUGCCAGGAGGAUUUUCGCAGCAGAGCAGGAGGCGUCAGCAAGGUGUCUAGGCGCCUUCCUCGUCUACAGAAAACAGCGGGAAUGGCGGAACCGGCCUGCCCGGACUGAGGAAGAGCACCACCGGCGACAUGUGGAGGAGGUGGUGGCUUGCAACACCAUUGGCAAGUUUGAGCGCUUCGGCGACGGAGACAUUGCUUUCGUGUGCGACUUUUGCGACGGGCAUCUGGUGUGGGAGGACCUGGAGAGCAUGCCGUCGCUGCGUGCGGCCGAAGAAUCUAGCACCAGCCCCAUGUCGCCCAUGUCGCCCAUGUCGCCGACGACACAGAUGCCGCAUUGGCAGGCGACGGGAUUCACCGCAUCAAAACGACGAGAAGAGAAGACGGUCGUGUUCGCGCCCCUGGCGAUAGCGAACCACAUGGCGCCGUAUCAGGGGGACUGGGUCGCCCGCCUCCUAUGCCCUUUUUGCGACGAGGCGCCUUACACCGAGGGAGGCGACGAUGACGACGACAUGCGAAAUCCUCUGGACGACUCCGGGUUUGAAGAUCUUCAGGCGUUCCAGGAGCAUCUCGAAUGGGAGCACACGGCGGCCUCGAUACCAGCUGUGCCCCUGCCCAAGGCGGCCAAGGAGUGUUUGGUGAUGUGA